CAUUAAAAUCCUCUGCUCCCGUUAGGGUUCUCAUCGUUCAACUCCCAUUUUCUCUCUCCCUCUCUAUGUUUCUCUCUCUACUUCCCAUCUUUCGAUACUCCCAAUUCGAUUUUUUCAAAUUCCGAUUCACUUCUUGUUUUCAAUUUCCUAGUUUCGAUCCAAUUUUCAGCUCCUUUUGUUCAUGUAAGAAUGCCUGCCUCUGAUUUUCAGGGUUCUUCGUCGCCGUUAGCCAACAUUGGCCGUUCCAUCUUCAGUAUCCGGCGUGAUCAAGUUCAUUCCAUAGAGAACGGCUCCCACGACGGCGUUUCCAUGGAUUCCGACCUCGAUUCAUUCCAGAAGCAGGUCACUCAACGGUUCCAGGACUUGUCGUCGGCUUCUGCCGAUGAGAUUUUGUCUCUCUCGUGGAUUAGGAAGCUUUUGGAUGCUUUCAUUUGCUGCCAGGAGGAGUUCAAGGUCAUUUUGUUUGAGCAUAAGGCGGAAAUUUGUAGACCGCCCAUGGAUAGGCUGGUUUCGGAUUACUUGGAGAGGAGCGUGAAGGCGCUUGAUGUUUGUAAUGCGAUUAGAGAUGGGAUUGAGCAGCUGAGGCAGUGGCAUAAAUCGUUGGAGAUUGUACUUAGUGCUUUGGAUAAUUGUAGUCACAAGAAGAAUCUUGGUGAGGGCCAAUUUCGCCGAGCGAAGAAGGCUCUGAUAGAUUUGGCGAUUGCAAUGCUCGAUGAAAACGAUGCCAAUUCCACGGCCAUUUCUCAGAGAAACCGUUCUUUUGGACGCAACAAUGGUACCAGAGACCGCAGGUCUUUAGGACAUUUCCGUUCGCUUUCAUGGAGUGUUUCGCGUUCCUGGUCGGCAGCUAGGCAGCUUCAGGCAAUUGGGAGCAAUUUGGUUGCUCCGAGGGCGAAUGAGCCUGUGCGUAGCCUUGCGAUCCCUGUUUUUACGAUGAACAUGAUAUUGCUCUUUGUAAUGUGGACUCUGGUGGCGGCGAUUCCCUGUCAGGACCGCGGCUUACCACAUUUUUCGCUGCCCCGGCAAUUCGCAUGGGCGGCUCCAAUGAUUUCUCUUCACGAUCGGAUUUUGGAAGAAUCGAGAAAGCGGGAAAGAAGAAAUGCUUGUGGGCUGUUGAAGGAGAUUCAUCAGAUCGAUAAAUUUGCGCAUAUUAUGAAUGAAUUGGCGGAUACAGGUCACUUCCCGUUGACGAAUGAUAGGGAAGAAGAGGUGAGGGAAAGGGUGCAGGAGCUAUCUCAGAUUUGUGAAGCAUUGAAGAUUGGCUUGGAUCCUCUGGAACGGCAGAUUAGAGAGAUGUUCCAUCGAAUUGUUCGCUCAAGAACGGAGGGGCUUGAUUGUUUAGGACGAGGAAAUAACCCUGAAUAAAGAUGCUCAGAUUAUUGCAGAUUACAGAACAUCUUCAAAGUUGGCUUCCAGCAUUGUGUAAUGUUAUGGACAACGGACGAGUAUAAUAAACAAAAGGGGAAUUUGCUCAAAAUUGUAUGCUGGAGUACCCUGCUUCUGCGAAACUGACAUUCGGGAGGACACACACGCGUGCACACACACACCGUGUCUCUCUCCCUCGUCUCCCUCGCAUUACAAUUCUUUAAAAAAGCAUCGAUCGUUUAACUUUCAGUUAUUUAAUUCUUGGAAUGAGGAAGUAUGUGGCAUUGACUCAUGGUUGUGUGAGGAAGGAUAAAGGGGAAUAUGAGAUAUACUUCAGUCGCCGGAUCCAUGCCAUGUGAAAACUAGAAGAAUAUUUAUGUGCCAGAAGAAGAGAGCGCCUGAGCAUAAGUCGAAUCUGAUGCCUUGCUGCUCGAAAAUUCUUUAUUCUUUACGACCAAUGAAUGGAAUUUUCCGAUGGCCGUUUGUGACGCAAUCCUGUAGAGCUUACCAACCGUUCGGAAGUUCCAAGUGGUGCUAUUAUCAGCAACUGGCCCUUUAUAUUAUUAUUAUGAUCGAAUUUACAUUUUGGGUGUCUUGCGAAAAGCUUUUAUUUCUUCAGCAUUUUUAACCUCUCAUAUUUUUCUCUCGUUUUUUACUUUUUACCAAGCUAAACACAACAAUUACAAGGGAUGCGACAAGAGCUGACCCUGCAACGAUGAUUGGAAUACGCAUUUUAAACUGUUUUUUCUCUUGCUUUGCCUCCUUGCUCGAAUCUUGAUGUGUCACCUUCU
Molecule: messenger RNA, 2156 nt
Organism: Cucurbita pepo subsp. pepo (vegetable marrow)
Lineage: Eukaryota; Viridiplantae; Streptophyta; Magnoliopsida; Cucurbitales; Cucurbitaceae
Source: RefSeq, a predicted model, not a curated record